Phacochoerus africanus (Common warthog) is the source of this 1216-nucleotide messenger RNA. It is a transcript of the gene C2CD4D, whose product is annotated as C2 calcium dependent domain containing 4D. The record is from RefSeq and is a predicted model, not a curated record. Lineage: Eukaryota; Metazoa; Chordata; Mammalia; Artiodactyla; Suidae.
UUCUCGGCCAGGCCUCCUUACGAGACGCUGGAUUUGGACCCUCUCGGCCUCGGAGAAUUCGGACUUUCAGCCCCCUACCCCGCCGCAUGUGGCUCUUGGAAAAAGCUGGCUACAGGGUGGGGGCGGCGGAGUCUCGGGCUCGGUGGGCGCCCUCCAGCCUGUUUCCUAAGCGCCGCACCCCCGGCCAGCUGGCUCGCGCCUGCCCCAACGUCCUCACCCCCGAUCGUAUCCCGCAGUUCAUCAUCCCGCCUCGGCUCUCGGACCCAGGCGGCGCCGAGCCCCCGGGCGGGCGCGACGCGGGCGGGCGCGGCCUCCCCACGGCCUGUUCGCUGCCGCACCUGGCUGGCCGCGAAGGCUGGGCCUUCCUGCCCGAGAGCCCGCACACGCGCCGGCGCGAGUCCCUGUUCCAUUCGCCGCCGCCCGCCCCGGCCGGGGGGCUGUCCCCCGCGCAGUCCCGGCUGCACGUCUCCGCCCCGGACCUGCGCCUCUGCCGGGCCCCGGACAGCGACACCGCCUCGUCGCCCGAUUCGUCUCCCUUUGGCUCGCCGCGGCCAGGCCCCGACCGGCCCCGGCCGCCCAGGCCGUGCUCGCUGUCCCCGGAGGAGGCGAGCUCGGCGGACACCAGCCCUUACACGCCGCGCCGCGCGGGGCCGCCCACGCCGCCGCUCUUCCACCUCGACUUCUUGUGCUGCCAGCUGCGGCCGACCAAGGAGAGCGUGCUGCGCCUCGAGCCCCGGGGCGGGCAGCUGCGGUUCUCCGCCGAGUACCAGGCCGCCCAUGGGCGGCUGCGGCUGCGCCUGGUGAGCGCCGAGGGCCUGCCCGAGCCGCGGGCCGGCCCCGGGUGCGGCGGCGGCGGCUGUUGCGUGGUGCUGAGUUUGCGGCCGCGCGUCCGGCCUCGGGGCCAGCGGAGCCGAGUGGUCAAAUGCAGCGCCAACCCCAUCUUCAACGAGGACUUCUUCUUUGAUGGGCUCGGUCCACCAGACCUGGCCACUCGCAGUCUGAGGGCCAAGGUGCUGGACAGGGGCGCGGGGUUCCGCAGGGACGUGCUGCUGGGGGAGUGUGAGACGCCCCUCAUUGCCUUGCUACCUCCCUUGGGUGGUGGGCUAGGUCCCGGGACCUCCCUGGCACCUGCCCAUCUCAGCCUUUAGCCUGAGAGACUGUCUCGCCCACUGGAUCUUCCCAUCUGCCGGGCAUGUAUUUAUUUUUGCUAAUAAAA